AUGAAGUGUUUAUUUUAUUUUAUUGUUUUUGCAAUUGCUGCUAAUUCGGAUGCAACAAAUAAACCUUUGUUUUUACCACAAUUACCGGUUGGUGAAUACAAAAUAAAUACCAUAGCAUUGUUACGUUGUGAAUUAUCGACUGACCUAAUUAAAUUUAAUUAUUACCUAAGCAAAACGUCUGUCAACACCACAGAAAUUAAAGGAAACGCUACCUUUAAUGAACCACUUGAUGAUUCUUUUAAUAUUGAGAUCAAUUUGGCGGUAAAAGAUUCUGUUGGUGGUUGGAGGGAUAAUGCUCAUGUUUUUAAGACACCUAAAGCUUGCUCGUCACUGAAAAUGUGGGCAGGACCAUUUUGGACUACAUUUACGGAAAACAUAGGAAUGCACAAUGUAAAUUGUCCUAUUCCCGCGGGUCGUUAUAUAGCAUCUGGAAUAAAACUUAAUAGUGACAUGUAUGCCAAUUUACCAAAACAAUUUUUUUAUGGAACUUACAAAUUUCGUUUUCAACUUACCAAAAACAAGGUAGUACAUGGAUGUGCAAUUUCUAUUAUAGAGGUGAAGCGGCCUUGGGAGACUUGA
Molecule: messenger RNA, 579 nt
Organism: Macrosiphum euphorbiae (potato aphid)
Lineage: Eukaryota; Metazoa; Arthropoda; Insecta; Hemiptera; Aphididae
Source: the annotation of a GenBank genome assembly